AAAUAAAUCUAGAAAAUAUAAAUUUUAUCAUCGUGUCUGUUCUAUAGAUGUGACGUGGUUUAUGGUAUCUAAAGGCGUGCACUAAUUUUGACAUAAAUUGCCGAAAUAUGAAAUAGUAAGUGGACUGUUAAAAUGUUUGGUAAAAUAUCAUUGUUAUAUAUAAUACGAUAAAAGAAAUAUGAUUUAAUUACUGUAACAUUUUCUGCAAUUAUAUUAAUUUUGUAAGAAGCAUAUAUUUACAAUGACAACACCUAUGUGUGAAGAUGGUGGAACUUUACGAGAAUGGGCACCUCUUGCUCUGCUUCUUCAACAAAUACCUGCUAAAAUUCAAACUGGACUUUUUACACAUAAUAUUAACUUUACUUGUAUUGAUGCAGUGCCUGAAUUUAUAGCUAUUGGAACUAAUUAUGGAUUAGUAUAUUGGUUUGAUAGAGAAAAGCAAGAUUUACAAAGACUUCGAUGUGAGAAUGUUAAUUCAAAAAUUACAUGUAUCCAAGUAAUAUCAACUGUAGAUUAUAUGGUUGCUGCUGGUAAUGAACAUGGAGUGGUAACUGUAUUUCAAAUACCUAAAAAUCCUCCAGAUUCAUUACCAGAUAGUUUGAAACCAAAACAAAAGAAACAGGUAGAAAGAUAUAGCAUAAGUGGUUUACAUAAUAGUGCUGUAACAACAGUUGAAUGGUCUAAGAAUGGAAUGAAAUUAUUUAGUGGAGAUCAAGAUGGUUUAGUUGUACUUACUGAAAUUGAUUUUUAUAUGCAUUUAUCAAAAUCAUCAGAAUUGUUAAAUGAAAAAUAUACAGUAGUACAAUUAAGUUAUCAACAAGGUUUAUUACUAGUUUCUACAACAUUACGUACAAUAUUGGUAAAUAGAAAUGAGAAUGGAAAGGUAACACAAGUUGGUCAGAAAGAACGUAAAACAUUGGGUAAAUUAGGUGCUGUAUUUGGUUGUAAACAAAAUUAUGUACAAGAUUUAAUAAUAUAUGCAAGUAGACCUGGAUUACGUCUAUGGCAAGCUGAUAAAACUGGAACUGUCCUAAAAACACUUAUUUUUAAGGAUGCUGUUCGAUCUGGACAUACAGAAGUAGAACUUUUAAAUCCAGCACCAGAAAGUUGUAAAAAAAAUCGUGGUGAACCUACAUUCGGUGUUAUUUUACCUUUUUGUGAUGAUUUAUUAGUUACAUAUAGUGAUGAUAUUAUAUAUGUAGUAAAUCCACAAACUAUUGCUAUAACAUCUAUUGUCACAGACUUACGUCGUGUUACUGAUGUUGCUUGUACUAAAGAUGAAAUAUUUAUAUUGGAAGGAGAAAGAAACAUAAUACGUAUUGCAUAUUAUCCUGAAACUAAUAUAUUUUCAUCAGAAGUAAAAGAUACAUUAGAUUCAUUAUCAUCAUUUGCUGAAAUUAGUAAACCAGUCACAAAUGGUAUAUUAGAAUUGACCUCAAAAUUAAUGGAAAGCACAAUAGUGCCUGCAAUUCCUUUUCACAAAAUUAAUCCAACUAAUAUCAUUCAAUCUGUGGGAAUUGUACCAAUGGUUACUGUUGGUACUGAUAUAACUUCAGUUACAAAUGCAGAAGAAGCUAUUGAAAUACCAGCAAUAUCGAUUAAUUUAAAUUCUUCAUUAAUAACAGACAGUAAUAGAAUAACAGAAUAUAAUGAUGUUUCUAAAAGAAAAAGCGAACAAAAUGAAAAACAUAAUGAUAGAAGGCAAAUAUUCCAAAAAAUUAGUCAACAAGAAUUUGAAGAUGUUGUAUUUACUCCAGAAAGAAAAAUUAAAAAAUCACGUAAUAGAUUAAUAAAUGGAAAUGGAAAUUGUUCAUCUUUAUCUGAUAUUGAUUGUGAUUUGUCUACUUUCAAAGACAAAGUAAAUGCUAACGAUGCAAAGACAACACAUUCUUCUUUAUUAACACUUAAUGUUGAUGAUGAGUUCAUAUUAAAAACUGAAAGAAAUCUUGAAUCAAUUCAACGUGAUGUAGAAAAUAAAGAAAAACUUUUAGCUGAUGUUUUAGAUUUUGAUUUAUCAAAGUAUAUGAGCAGCAGUCAAAUUACUACUACUAAUUCUAAUAUAUCUCAAUCAAUUGAUACAAUUACAUAUAUAGAUUGUAAAAUACAUUCCAAUAAUUCUAUCACAGAAGAAAAAAAUGUGCAAAAUGAAUAUAAUGAGCAUAGUGAUCAUACAGAAACUGAAUCUGGAGAUGAAGAUGUCAGUUAUCGUACUGAAUUAAAAAAGUUAGAAGAUUUAGGUGAAUGUAGAAAAAAACUUCUACAAGAUAAAUUAAAUGAACCUUUACAACAAAAUAAUUAUGUUGAUGGAAGAAAAAUGUUACAUUCAACAGUUGUAUCAAAUGAGUUUAUAAUAUCAACUACACUUGAGGAAGAAGAUUGGGUUUUAGUUAAAAGUGAUGUACCUCCAGUUGCAAUGUAGAAUUCAAUUGAAAAGAAACUAAUUUAUUAUAGAUAUUACUUUAAUUUUUAUGCAUAAUUUUUUGUUUUAUGCAGAUGUACUUUCGAUUUACUUUUUCACAUCUAACUUGUUUUAUAAUUAGAAUAAAAAUAAUCAUAUCUGUGCAUUUUUAUAUACAAAAUUUAAACUUUAAAUAGAUAAUAUAUUUUCUAGUCUUAUUUUAGAGUAAUUUAUUUUGUUUUAAUUUUAAGCAAAAAAUUAGAAAAUAUUCAAAUGAAUAUUAAAUGUACAUUUGAGUGAUACAUACAUAUUUUAUUGGGUAUUGUUAUUUAUUUUAUGAAAAUUUUUUAAAAAUAUUAUAAAUGAAUUUGUAACAAAAAAAUCAAUUUUUUAAAUAAUUUAUUAUUAUUGUUUUGUGUAUGUGCGCGUUUGUAUAUAUUAUUAUACAUUGAAAAAUAAUAUGUGAAUAUAUUUUUAUGUGCAAUAAUUAAUGUCAUUUACAACAUUCCAUUUUAAAAAUUUUUAAAAAGGCAAUAAAAU
Messenger RNA from Apis mellifera (honey bee), 2938 nucleotides. Its product is annotated as WD repeat-containing protein CG11141. Gene Ontology annotation, molecular function: protein binding. The transcript is spliced from 8 exons. The record is from RefSeq and is a predicted model, not a curated record. Lineage: Eukaryota; Metazoa; Arthropoda; Insecta; Hymenoptera; Apidae. The coding region runs from base 242 to 2419 and encodes 725 amino acids.